AUGGAUUCUGACUCCGACUCACCUUUUAACUACUCCUGGCCUUCCUUUCCUAAAAUGAAGAUUCGCCGGAGGGCAUCCAAACAAGAUCGCUCCUUUGAUGACCUCAAAAAAUCCAAGCUGCGCCCCGAAUUCCUUGCCACAGGCCAUCUCUCUAACAUGCUGAAUGGAGGUGAUGAAGUGUACGCGAACUGUAUGGUGAUAGACCAGGUUGGCGAUCUGGACAUCAGCUAUGUCAAUAUAGAGGGGAUUCAUGCCAACGCCAGUGCUGAAGCCGUGGGCUCCAGUCCGGGCUCCCAGAGCUGCAUGUACCUUCCUCCUGCGGAAAACAGCCCUGGUAUGUUGUUCCCAGGCAACGAAAUGAUGGCCAAUCCUGAAGCCAGACAGCCCUUACGUCCACACCUAGCUCCUAGCUCACACACUUCCAAUUAUCUUCAUUUAGGUCUUCAUGGAUCCAAGAGAGAACAAACUCAUCUUAAGAAAAGAAGUUCCAGCCUGGAUGCCUUGGAUGCAGACAGUGCCCGGGACGGGCAUUCUGAGCACGCUCACGUUUGCUGCACGUCCCAGUCUCACGGUUCUUCAAGAACAGGGACUCCUGCUGGGGAGGAAUUGGACUCCUUUGAGAACAACACACUGCCAGAUUUUCACAUCUCCAGGACCGAGUCACUUUCUCUAUCAAGUCAUCUACAGCCAAAGGAAUCCUUGCUUUCUGGAAUCCGCUCACGUUCUUAUUCCUGUUCAUCAACUAAAAUUUCUUUAGGAAAAACUCGAUUGGUGCGUGAUUUUCCAGUGUGCAAUUCAAACGAGGAGCAAAGAGCUUACAGCCUGUCGGAGCCUCCAAAAGACCAAAGAAUUCAGGAAGAAGAAUGGGAUAAAUACAUCAUACCUGCCAAAUCGGAGUCUGAAAAAUACAAAGUGAGCCGGACUUUCAGCUUCCUCAUGAACAGGAUGACUAGUCCUCGGAAUAAAUCCAAGAUGAAAAGCAAGGAUGGUAAAGACAAAGAGAAACUCAGUCGACAUCAGUGUGUCCCUGCGACAUUCUCUGGCGUCCCGCAGUGUUCAGCUUGUGACAAAUCAGUCCUGGGGAAAGAGUCAUUCCAGUGUUCCAACUGUAACACGAAUGUCCGCAAGGGCUGCCGAGACGCUGCGCCUGCGUGUCCCAAGAAAUUCCAAGAGAAAUACAACAAGAACAAACCACAGGCCAUCCUGGGAAACUCGUCAUUUAGAGACACUCCACAGCCAGCUCUCUCCUUGCACACUUCUUCCUCCAUGCCUGUUGGAUUGCCCACGGGAAGGAAGGAGACUGCAGGGCAGGUCCAUCCGUUGUCCAGAAGUGUCCCAGGCCCCACCUUGGAAAGCUUCAGGAGGUCAGUGACAUCCUUGGAGUCGGAAAGUGACGGUAGCAACUGCAGAAGCAGGUCCCACUCCGAUGAGCUGCUGCAGUCGGUGGGCUCAUCUCCCUCGGCGGAGUGCUUCAUAAUGGAAGAUGUCGUGGAUUCUUCUCUGUGGAGUGACCUCAGCAGUGAUGCCCAGGACUUUGAAGCAGAAUCCUGGAGUCUCGUGGUGGAUCCCCUGUUCUGUAGCCAGCAGGAGAAGGAUGUCAUCAAAAGACAGGAUGUCAUCUUUGAGCUAAUGCAGACAGAGAUGCAUCACAUCCAGACCCUGUUCAUCAUGUCUGAGAUCUUCAGGAAAGGCAUGAAAGAGGAGCUGCAGCUUGACCACAGCACUGUGGACAGGAUCUUCCCCUGUUUAGAUGAGUUGCUUGAAAUCCAUCGGCAUUUCUUCUACAGUAUGAAGGAGCGAAGGCAAGCGUCCUGCACUGGCAGUGAUAAGAAUUUUGUCAUCAACCGAAUUGGAGAUAUUCUGGUGCAACAGUUUUCAGAAGACAAUGCAAGUAAAAUGAAGACAAUAUAUGGGGAAUUCUGUAGCCAUCACAAAGAAGCAGUUAGCCUCUUCAAAGAGCUCCAGCAGAACAAAAAGUUUCAGAAUUUCAUUAAGCUCCGAAACAGUAAUCUCCUGGCGCGACGCCGAGGGAUUCCAGAAUGCAUUCUGCUGGUUACUCAGCGCAUCACCAAGUACCCAGUCUUGGUGGAAAGGAUAUUGCAGUACACAAAGGACAGAACAGAAGAACAUGAAGACUUAUGCAAAGCUCUGGCCUUGAUUAAAGACAUGAUUGCAGCCGUGGACCUCAAAGUCAACGAGUAUGAGAAAAACCAAAAGUGGCUGGAGAUCCUCAGUAAGAUUGAAAACAAAACAUGCACGAAGCUCAAGAGCGGCCACGUGUUCCGGAAGCAGGCGCUGCUAAGCAAGGAGAGGACUCUGUUACACGAUGGCGUCGUCUACUGGAAAACCGCCACCGGCCGUUUCAAAGAUAUCCUAGCUCUCCUUCUAACCGAUGUGCUGCUCUUUCUACAAGAAAAAGACCAGAAAUACAUCUUUGCAGCUGUUGAUCAGAAGCCAUCCGUCAUUUCCCUGCAGAAGCUCAUUGCCAGAGAAGUUGCUAAUGAGGAGAGGGGCAUGUUUCUGAUCAGUGCCUCUUCCGCUGGUCCUGAGAUGUAUGAAAUCCACACCACCUCCAAGGAGGAACGGAAUAACUGGAUGAGGCGGAUCCAGCAGGCAGUCGAAAGUUGCCCAGAGGAAGAUGGAGGAAGGACGAGUGAAUCUGAUGAAGAGAGGCGGAAAGCCGAGGCCAGAGUGGCCAGAAUUCAGCAAUGUCAAGAAAUACUCAGUAACCAAGACCAACAAAUUUGCACGUACUUGGAAGAGAAGUUGCAUAUCUAUGCCGAACUUGGGGAACUGAGUGGAUUUGAGGAUGUCCAUCUGGAACCCCACCUCCUCAUUAAACCUGACCCCGGGGAGCCUCCGCAGGCUGCAUCGCUACUGGCCGCAGCACUGAAAGAAGCUGAAAGCCUGCAGGUGGCGGUGAAGGCCUCGCAGGGGGGAGACGCCGGACAGUCCUGGGAAGAAGGCUGCGGAGAGGGGGUCUGCGUGGACACCCUGAGCUCCUGUGACGCGCUGGGCUCACCUGCUGUCCCAGUAGCCCCCGAGGGGACAGAAGAAAGAGGCUGUUGGGCUGAGGAUGGCGGGAGCCAAGGUGUGGGAACCGGCCAGGUGGGCCCUGACGCUGGAGAGAAGGUGGAACCCAGAAGCUUCCCAGGUUCCUCGCAGUCAGAGAUCAUACAGGCGAUACAGAAUUUAACGCGCCUCCUAUAUAGCCUUCAGGCCGCCUUGACCAUUCAGGACAGCCACAUCGAGAUCCACAAACUGGUUCUCCAGCAGCAGGAGAGCUUGGCCCCCAGCCUCUCCUUCCGAGGCAGCCCCUUUCCCGACCAGGACAAGUGCCGCCAUCCGGAGAAGCAGCGCGAGGAGCUGGCUGACAUCUAUAAGCUACGGCAUCAGUUCCAGCAGGAGCAGCGGCGCUGGCACCGCAGGUGCGACCAGCAGCAGCGGGAGCAGGAGGCCAAGGAGAGCCUGCUACAGGCACGAGAGCGCCAGUGCCAGUCCCAGGAGGAGCUGCUGCUGCGCAACCGGGGCGAGCUGGACCACCAGCUGCAGGAGUACCAGCAGAACCUGGAGCGGCUGCGCGAGGGCCAGCGCAUGGUGGAGAGAGAGCGCGAGCAGGUGCGCCUCCAGCAGAGUCUGCUGUCCCGCUGGAGACAUGGCCGCCAGAGGAGCCUGCCUGUGGCCUUCCCUGCAGGGGGAAAGGAGGUAAUGGAACUUACUAGAUCUGAGAGUUUAUGUCAUGAAAACUCAUUCUUCCUCAAUGACGCAUUAAUACGAACGCCACUGAAUGCUUUCAGCAAACCCAGUCCCUCAGGUGUCCAGCAGGAUGUCACUUACCCCCCAAGUGUAUCGCAUUUCGACUUGACCAGGACUUGUGCAAAUCAAGCAGAUCACAAGACAGGUGACCUCCCCCUCUUGGAUGUCAAUCACGAACUGUGGACUGCUGCUGGGUCCUGUCACCAGGCGCCUCCUCCCCAUGAAAGCAGGAAGGAUUCUUGUGCAAAUGAUCUGGACACUUCCCAGGCCGCGUCCCCAGUCCCUGACAACCCCAGCCCACUGCACCCUCCGCCGCAGACAUUUUCAACAGAAGCAAAGCUUGGUCUACAGACAGUGACCAGAGAAGAUGGGGAAACCAUAGACGAAGUGGAAGAAAACAUUGUUUACCUCUGAUUGCGUUGUCAUUGUUUUUCCAAAUCACACAAAACACUGGCACUUUGGGGAGAAACUUUUUUUUUUCUCCUAUACUCUAUGUCUGGGGGAUUGUGUCCAAAUUGUUUUAAGAGACAUAUUUACUAUUUCAUGCCAGUUCAUUUUGUUGGCAUGAAUCCGAUCAUUAAAUUAUUGAAAGCAGCUCUUUUUGUAUCAUCUUUAACUUAUCACAUCUAAUUUCAGAUUUCUGGAAGAGAAACUAAUUUGAAGAAGCAGAAAUAUUGCAAAAAAAAAAAUUGUUUUGGCCCCAUGGUAGAAUUCUGUAUUGCAUUUGCAGCCGUGUUGUCUGGGUGUUGAAGUGCCUUGAAGGGUGAUGUCUGUAAGGGAUCCAUUCUGGCAGCCACAGAGCGGCCCCAGGGCCCGCCCAGGCAGGACGAUGUGGAAGCAGCUCUUUCUCAGCUCGCGGUUAUGUACUGAUUUCUCUUGGGAACCUCAAGGGUAGAGACUGUUCAACCAAUAACGCCCUUCUUGGCCACCGUUCCAGAUGCAGGACCUGCUGGGGACCGGCACCAUUUCAAGCCACAGUUCAGCAGCCACAGCAGCAGCUGUCAGCACCACCUUGAGCCGGGAGCCCCCCAGCGAGUCCAUUCUGAUGUAAAUAAUGAAACUGCAUGGGAGCCCUCCCUCCUGGUCCCAUGCCGGUCCCAUGCCUUCCUGGAGCACUGACAGCCACCAAUCCCUGAAGGAGCUCCCCCUGUCCUCAUCCAAGAAAUAUCCUUUAUGCUCAGGGCAGCCUGAUCCUGGCCAUGCUCUUCCAUGUUGUGCAAAGCCAGUCCACCCUGCUGCCUUUAAAGUCC
Ochotona curzoniae (black-lipped pika) is the source of this 5006-nucleotide messenger RNA. It is a transcript of the gene ARHGEF28, whose product is annotated as Rho guanine nucleotide exchange factor 28. Gene Ontology annotation, biological process: regulation of Rho protein signal transduction; cell morphogenesis. The record is from RefSeq and is a predicted model, not a curated record. NCBI's taxonomy places the organism in Eukaryota, Metazoa, Chordata, Mammalia, Lagomorpha, Ochotonidae. Gene Ontology annotation, molecular function: guanyl-nucleotide exchange factor activity.